Cydia pomonella (codling moth) is the source of this 2385-nucleotide messenger RNA. RefSeq lists its product as uncharacterized. The transcript is spliced from 2 exons. The record is from RefSeq and is a predicted model, not a curated record. The coding region runs from base 1642 to 2271 and encodes 209 amino acids. Lineage: Eukaryota; Metazoa; Arthropoda; Insecta; Lepidoptera; Tortricidae.
UAAUAUUAGCAAGUAUCUGGUAAAGUACACUCAGAUGCUUUUUACAUCUCGGCGACGCAAAUAAAGAGGAUUACUAUUGCUGCCAUUUUUUUAAAUGAUUUAAUAUUAUAAGUACGUGCCUUAUUGCAUGCAAAAAAUCAAUCUUUAAAUAGAUGACAAUGAAAACAGUAAUGAGACUGACUAAAACAUUUAUUUAUAACAAUAUUUACAAUAGGACCAUUGAAUGUCGCUAAAAGUAGGUAUUAUUAUUUACCAAACUUAGUUUGAUAAAAAAUCUCAUUACAGGAAAUCUUUACAAAUUAAAAUAAAACUGAACUUAACUUCUGUAAUAAAUGAAUAAAUAUUAUAGGGACAUUCUUACACAAUUGACUAAGUUCUACGGUAAGCCAAGAUGGCGUGUGUUGUGGGCACUCAGACAACGAUGUAUAUAAUAUACAAAUACAUAAAAACAUCCAUGACUCAGGAACAAAUAUCUGUGUUCAUCACACAAAUAAAUGCCCUUAACGAGGUAGGUAGGAGGACAUUGUUUGUUAUAGGUUCCUAUCUAUUACAUAGCAGCCCGCGUAGCCAACGUGCCAAUCGUUAACGCUCCGUAGCGAACGAAACGCAACUGUCACUGUCGCACUAAUAUGACUACAAUACGCUACGGAGCUGGCUACGCCGCCAGGUACGUAGGUACUAUUAUUACUUAGUGUUUAGGUAUUAUUAUCUGAGGAAUGCGCAAACGCUGAUAACCGCCACCCAAGAUAAGGGGCGUGGCUGAAGAUAAGGCAGGAUUCUUAAUCCCGUCAAAAAUGAGAGCCAAGUUCAAUAUUAAGUAUGUGCCUACGUCGCUGUACCUAUGCAGGUACUUACAAUAGGUACUUACGAUACAAGUGCGGGAAGUAGGAAAUUCGCAACUAGUGGUGAUAAAUUAAAACACGACCGAAGGGUUAUGAGUGUCAAUGUUUUCUUUACUAGGUACGUGUAAGGAGUAAAAAUAAUAAUCCGGCAUUUUCAGGAGGCUGGAUGAUGCGUUCAAAUUGCGUUGGAAGACCAUCAUUUAUUUCAGGAAGAUCAAACUAACAGAUUCACUUUUGUAUUUGAAUAUAAAGGAAUAAUAACUCUGUGAAGUAGUGAUGUUAUCAUCAUAUCGGAAUAAUAAUAUCAUUUGUAUUGAGGGGCGUGGCAUGUGAAGAGGAGUGGUGGGGGUAAAAGUAACUUCUAUAAAUAUUUACAUAAUCUUAAUUCUGCACUAUUUCUCCCCGAUACGUCAGACAGUAAUUUCCAUUGACAAAAAAAAUGUCGUCUGAUAUAAUUCAAUCUCGCAGCAUCGUGUUCCGUAAACGUGGAAGGCCCGCCGGCAAAGGUCGAGUUCCUCUAAAUUUGGUAAGUCCUUACUGGCUAAGGCUAUACUUUUAUAUGUAUGUCUAUCUCCUGUAUUCAUUUGAAUGUGUCGAUAAUUGUUUCAGGAUGAGAGACGGGCUCGCAAUGCGGUGUAUGAAAAGGAGCGCAGAGCUGAAAUGAAGGAUACUCUAGAUGAAUUGUCUUCAGCAGUCGGUCUACCUAAUACAGUAAGCAUACUUGUAAAAUACUUAUUUAAAUAUUUUUCUUUCCUCUUUUGAUUAUUUCACAAUUGAAUAUUUUUAAUGCUUGUUUCAGAUGGCUGUUACGGACGUGCUGGCUGAGGUCAUCACAUAUCUAAAGACGUCAACGAUGCGCGACAACUAUUGGGACGCAGACAGACUACGAGAAUGCAAUGAUAACCUCGCGUCUCAAAUUACAAUGUUGGAGCACCGCCUCGCUACCGAACCUGACCCGAAGAGUUGUCCUACGAAGAGGAAGGUUGAGGAUUGUGACUGGCCGAGUCCUUCAAGCAAGCGAUUCUCGGCGAGUCCAUCUCAAGAUCCGUUGCGGCUUUCAACGUGUCAGCGAGUUCAGCCACGACCAAUUCCAGAGCUUCAGUGUCCUUCUAUGCUAGGCUCGACUUCCCAGCUACAACCAUUAAGGCGCGGAGAUGAAUCCUGCGAUUUCCCGUUGUCUUGUAAAGAGGAACGACUUUCGCCAUCAAUGUUACCCGAAGCGUCGGUACCUGACGUUAGGUUUACGACAAACCCAAACCUUACGCCGUCGCCAUCAUACUGCGACAUUGUGGAACCAAGUGUAAAGGAUGAAGAUCUCGCUGAGGUGGCUACUGUUUGGACAUUGUAUGCUACUGCAGGCUCCCGACUAUCUUUAGGCCAGUUUGAUAUUUGGGCCACUGAGGAAGACCUCGUCUCGCUAUAUUUGUAAAUAAUAAUUCGUAAAUUAUUUUUAUAUCAUGUAUGUACUUGUAAUUAGAUGACUAAUUAUAAAAUGUAUUGUAAUUUUGUUAAUAAAAUACGUUUUCUGCACAUCAUGUAUUUA